AUGUCGGUGUCACCAGGCGGCUUCGGCUCUAAGCCCGCGCUUCACACAUACUUGUCCGCUCCAUCCGUCCAGUCCACCGUGUUGCUCGGGCACUCCAGUCUUCGUCCGCCUAUCUGGCGCCUGGCAGCGCACGUGAUGUCUGACGCACGAUUCCAUCAGCUUCCGGUCAGCCCUUGGCGACACGCCUGCUGUUGGAUCAUUAUCAUCUAUCGGCUGGGCCCUGGUAACACGCUCACAGGGUCUUUCCGAAGCACGGUUGGUGACAAACGCGCGAAGGUUGGCACUCCGCUUUCUCGCCCAGCUGUCACCCAUUCCGAAUUGAGUCAGGUUGCACACCCAUCGCACCUGAUUGUGUUCGUAGCUUUUCGCCCGGGAAUCCAUUUGAUGCCAUUUUGCCUCUGUGACACCUCCUCCAAAAAUCGGAACCGUACUGCCCGUACUCAUCAGGCAGGUAAGAAGAGCGUCAAGAAUGGCGGGACGAACAAGCUAGAGCGGGCAACAUGUCUGGACUUAUUGGGGCAUUUUCCAUCAUCCGGAUGUCUAGAAAAUUUCGUAAAGCGAACUUUUCUCCCUGAAACAUAUCAUUGUAACCAGUUAUGGGAUUCGCGGCUUCGCCACGAAGUGUUUGGACGUACAUCCCCAAGCCUCAUUCUCCUACGAGACAUCGAUGCUAAUCAGACAGUAUCGCCAUUUGAUUAUGAUAUCUUCGUCAACAAGCUGCACGAGUUGGAUGUCACUUCUUUGGACUUUGCGGAGAAUGUUAUCAGAAAGUAUGCUCGUACGCAGUCGGCUGUCCAGAUCAACGAUUCCACUGCACAUGCCCUUAUCCGCGGUCUACUUGGACUCAAUCAUGCAGACAAGUUACUGAGUUUGCUUAGUCAACGAUCCGAGACUGCAAUUUUUCUUGACACUGUUUCCGCUAACCUACUACUAGACCACUUCAUCGAUCAACAGGAAUGGGAGUCCGCGAUUAAGGUGGCCUGGGAACUGUACUUACAAGAUGACACACGUACUUUCUUUUCGACCCCCAUUACUUUGGCGCUUACGCUGUAUGCCGCGCAAAAACGAAUUCAAUCUUUUUGGCCGAAUGAGAACGAAAGUACCGAAGUGAUCAUGGACUCGGAUGAAGUGGAGUAUAAAUUUGUACGAUACGUACGGAAUGCCAACUAUGAUGGACGAUUCGACGUGGAUCGUCCUCGCUUGUGGCUUGGUUUUCUUUUACUUCAAUUGGCUCAAGCAUUGGUGGCUUUUUCACCACCAUCGCAGCAGACGCCGGGCUCACACGAGACUAUCGAGAGAGCGAAAACAGUGCUUCCACGAGGUCUUCAUUUGUUUGGCCUCGCUUGCUCGGAUCAGUUGACUGACUUACGCACGAAUCUGCAGAAUAUCACCACGUGUGAUCAAUUGCGACUUUGUGGCUUGAGUUCAGCGGUGUUCGAGAAUCUUAUCAAUAUUAUUGGCUCCGCGAAAUCGAGAACGGACGACUCCUCACCAGGGUACCGAGAACCUGUACUCCCUACCCGGACGGAGAUUGAUACUGCUAUGAGCGAGGCAGAGAGAAUCUUGAAGUUUGCGGAACCGUUGAACUAUUGCUUCUUCACUCUAUGUAACAAAUUCGUGCACGACGGUGUGCUCGGCAACAAGCAGGUGAUGGAAAAUGAAACAGAGCUUGUGAAGCAGAUGUACAUGCGAUUCGAACAAGACCGAGAUCGAGUUUGGAAGGCCUAUUUGAGCACCUCUAGAAAGAGUCGUACUCUUACUGAGUCUAAAAACUGUUUACGUGAAUUGUUAGAUGAAGAAGAGCGUCUCGCCUACUUCAAACACUCCGAGGAGGUCCUUGAAAGUGCUUGGUUGGCUCCACGAACCCUUAAAGAACGAAGGUGGUCCAGGAUGAAGCAAUGGCGACAGGAUAUCAUGAAACUGCAAGAAAAGGAACAGGUAGCGCGGUGA
Dicrocoelium dendriticum is the source of this 1950-nucleotide messenger RNA. The record is from the annotation of a GenBank genome assembly. Lineage: Eukaryota; Metazoa; Platyhelminthes; Trematoda; Plagiorchiida; Dicrocoeliidae.